AUGAACAUGACGCCAAACGACCUGAGACAACAUGUGCUCCUGCCUAUACCGAGCUUCAAAGCCCACAAACGCCCAGAAGGCAGAGAAGACAUGCUUCGGACCAUCAUCCAGAAUAUAGAAACGCAACAGCAACAAGUCCGGUACGCGAACCCAAUCUAUUCUUCACUUCCUUCACCUCUCGCACUGAGCUUUUAUUAACCAACCGGAACAGGAACAACAUCAUCGCCGCAGGGGAAGCCCGCCUCAACGAACAAAAGGAACACCAGCAACGAGUCGCCGCCGCCGCCGCCGCCGUUUCUCGGCCUUCCUCGUCGGACUCUGCAGACGCAAUGGACCUCGACGUCACCACAGCCCCCCUUUCGGACGGCGAAAUCAUCCCUGCACAUCCCAAUGGCCACCACCACCACCACCACCACCACAACAACCCUUCAGACCACAACGGCAAAAAUUCCGGCAUCAAUCUCUUCCUCGCCAAUCUCAGCGCCCCAGUUCCAGAAAGUGGCAGAGAUCCCUGUGUUCCCGCCGACGGUUCUCUUCCACCUCCACCACCGGGGGUUCGGCAAGCUACGCCGCCGCUGGAGAUACAGGUGGCGAAGGAGACGCUCGAUCGGAUUGCGGAGUAUGAGCUGCAUUCCCAGCCGGCAAAGGAGCAUUACGAGAAAGCGCUGGAGCGGAUGCGGCGAGGCUCGACGGGAGUUCCGCCGAUCCAUCAUACAUCGAAUGCUCCUUCGUCCGGAGCGGGUCCACCGAGCGCGAGUAGCCAUGGUGCUGGCGGGUCUGUCGCAAACCCGAUCGACUCUGCUCGAGAUCCCAGAUGA
Molecule: messenger RNA, 818 nt
Organism: Lecanosticta acicola
Lineage: Eukaryota; Fungi; Ascomycota; Dothideomycetes; Mycosphaerellales; Mycosphaerellaceae
Source: the annotation of a GenBank genome assembly